Molecule: messenger RNA, 3807 nt
Organism: Penicillium samsonianum
Lineage: Eukaryota; Fungi; Ascomycota; Eurotiomycetes; Eurotiales; Aspergillaceae
Product: GRAM and VASt domain-containing protein
Exons: 2
Coding region: 1-3807 (1268 amino acids)
Biological process (GO): intracellular sterol transport
Cellular component (GO): plasma membrane; cortical endoplasmic reticulum; endoplasmic reticulum membrane
Molecular function (GO): sterol binding; sterol transfer activity
Source: RefSeq, a predicted model, not a curated record
AUGGCCGAGUCUUCGUCUUCAAGCUUGAAAGGCGAAAGCAGAUCGCGUCGCUCCUGGACAAUAUCUGCAGAAUCAAGUGCACUCGAGAGCAAUGGUCGGUCAUCCCCGGAUUCCACCGUCGAGAGACCGAAAACCCAGGGCGGAGAAGUAGCAGAUCCUAAGGCUGGUCCUAGUGGAUUCUCAAAGCUACUCGAUGCCCGUCGGAGGCGGAAAGAGAAUAAAAAGAAGAAUCAAAAACAUACCGACGAGCCGGCAGUGCCGACUGUGGUUUUGGAACACGACCUAGAAAGCCAGUCCAACGAGUCUCGGGAUGGAACCUCUGCAGCGCCGUCAUCGAAGGCAGAGAGCUUUGCGCCGGAGGGCGAAGGCAAUAGUCUGUUGACCGAUGAUGAGGAGCCGGACGGGCCUCCGCCGCUUACCUCACAUAACUCCCAUACCGGAUUCUACACCUCGUCCUCCCCAUUGUUCAAGACCAAAUCGGUGGAUGCCGCAAACACGGAAAGCUCUCAUGCCGAUGCCGAGUCAGCUGUUAGCGGUAGUGCCACUGGGUCGGAUUCAAACAAGAGUGAAAGAAUGUCCCGACGCGCAACAUCGGGUAUGGCAUUGGAUGUCCCCACGGACCCAAAUGGCAAGAAACGCAGUCCAUCCCCUGGACGACGCCUCAAGGGCGCUUUCAGCUCAGACAAGAAAGCUGCCAAUGACGAUUCUGAGGCUUCAUCAAUUAAGUCCGGGGGCAACAAAAGCGGGCGAGGUCUGUUCGGAUCCAGCCGGCGGAGUAGUCUUUCAUCGAAACGAGCACAGGCAGCCCCCGAUGAUGUCCCGCCUUUGCCUGCGCCAAUUCGAACUGAUCUAACGGACGACAAGCCUCGUUCGCUUGAAGCGAGCCCCAUGCCGAAUACCCCACCUCAUACUGCUAUUCCUGCGCCAGCGACAACUGUAACUCCUCCAACACCAACUGAGCACCGCCCCCUCAGUGCGCAAAUCCUGUCUAACACUGUUACCGACUCGCCCGAGUCUAUGCAAUCUGAAAAUUCUCCGUCUUCCGGAGUCACCACCGUGAGCCCCUCUGGAAACAUGAUCUCUCACCGCCGGGUGCGGUCCGCGUCUGCAGCUCAUGGCCCAAGCAAAUUGUCCAACUCAAUAUCUGCACUGACACCUCUCGAAGAAAAAACCCCCGGGGUGAAGAAUGCGACUCCAAGCCAGCAAAGUGGCUUCUUUUCCUCUGUGUUUUCAGUUGCGCAAAACGCCGCCACUUCCUUCAGCAACAGCAUAAACGCGCAACAGAGAAAUCGUCCAACUUCUCAACCUGUCCCUGCUGAUGCUGAUAAAUCUAUCAAUGAAUCCACUGCGGAGGAGAGCGAAAGAACAUCAGAUAACGACAGCAAGAUUGCGGAAGGGAGACCGUCUGCCGUAGAGACUCUUGGGGCGGGAGAUCUGAACUUUAGCCAUCUGGACAUUGACGCACGACCUGGUGAGUCAAUCACGACUGCCGACGGCGUGGUGAUCACAAAGCCAGGGGGCCCCGCUGACAAGCGCAAAAACACAGCAGUUUCCCGGCGAGAUGAGGAAGCUGCCAAACUUGAAGACAAACGCGCGGCGCGCGCUGUUCAGGUAGCAUACGAAAGACCCUCGGAGCUUUCAUUGGCGGGCCCUACAGAAGACGCACUGGAGAUUCAGUCUACCACCUCACUUCCGAAAGAUGGCUUAAUUAUGGGCGAUCAAACUCCCCCCAGUGGUAGUGUCAUUGAUGGUGACCUGAGCGGCGGCCUCAGACGCACUGGUAGUGUGCGCAGCAGACUUGCCCGGCGUCAUCGGGGCUCAUCUGGGGCCACAACCUCGACAAUUGGAGCAAUUGGCGUCAAUGCCAUUGCACUUGGUACUCCUGGUGUCAAUUCCAGUGUACCCCGGUUGACUGGCUUUGCGGUUGCGAGUAAAAAGCGCAAUCGGGACUUUCACCAAUUAUUCCGGAGUGUACCUGAAGACGAUUACCUUAUCGAAGAUUACAGCUGUGCUUUGCAACGUGAGAUCAUUCUUGCCGGCCGCAUCUAUAUCUCAGAAGGACACAUCUGUUUCUCCAGUAACAUCCUGGGUUGGGUCACGACUCUAGUGAUCAGCUUCGAUGAGGUUGUUGCCAUCGAAAAGGAGAACACGGCCAUGGUGUUCCCCAAUGCCAUUGCCAUUCAGACUCUCCACGCGCGUCAUACUUUCCGCAGUUUACUCAGUCGCGAGUCCACAUACGACCUAAUGGUUAACAUCUGGAAGAUCAACCACCCCACCAUCAAGAGCUCCGUGAACGGAACCCGUGUGACCCAUGGCACCGGUGAUAAGACAGAGAAGGUUGGGGAAGAGGAGAGCGAGUCCGAGAGCGAUGUCUCCGAUGAAGAUGAAAUAUACGACGAGGACGAGGAAGGAGACCAUGCCGAUAGCUUCUUUGAGGCCGGCAACAGUGCCAAUGCUAGUGCAACAUCAUUGCCAGUCCGAAAAGGAUUAAGCCGCAAGACUUCGAGUCUAUCCGCGAAUGCAGCCACGCCAGUGGCCGGCACAAAUGGCAAUGGCGAUAAAAAGAACGGCGACAAAGGCACUUCCAAGGAUACACCUCCUGAUUUCCCCGGCCCCACUACACAUGCACCCACGGAAUACGUCGAUGCCAACGGACAGUACGAAAAAGUCAUCAAAGAUGAAACAAUCUCGGCACCGCUCGGCAAGGUAUUUUCUUUGGUUUUUGGCCCAGCGUCAGGCGACUUUAUGACCAAGUUCCUUGCCGACAACCAGAAAUGUGGAGAGCUGCAGUUCGAGGGAACAGCGAAGGGUUUGACGACCGAAUGCCCAACUAGGAAAUACUCAUACAUCAAACCUCUCAAUGGCUCCAUUGGUCCAAGGCAGACAAAAUGUAUUAGUACCGAGACCAUGGACUUCUUGGACCUCGAAAAGGCCGUUCUUGUCACUCUGAGCACCCAAACACCUGAUGUGCCCAGUGGGAACGUUUUUGCUACCAUGACCAAGUACCUCUUUACAUGGGCUCCUGGAAACCAAACUCGCUUCCUCAUGACCUGCACUAUUGAGUGGUCAGGCAAGAGUUGGCUUAAGGGUCCUAUUGAGAAAGGCGCAAUUGAUGGACAAACGACCUUUGGUAAUGAGCUUGUCAAAGCCCUGCAGGCUGGAGUUGUUCCCCGUGCGCGUGCCAAUGGCGCUGGACGAGGCAAAGGAAAGCGCAAGAAGGGCGAUGGCGCAGGACGGGAGUCGACCGCAGCUGCUGCGUUGAAGGUUACUGUGGAUUCCAACGCCGGAAAGCGAGAAUCAUGGGGACUAUUCGAACCGGUCCGCCCCAUUCUGGAGCCCUUUACCAGCAUUCUCAGUCCGCUAUGGAGUAGCAACCUCGCUAUCCUAAUUAUCGGAAUCUUGUUUUACAUGGCGUUCUUCCGAUCCUCGCCAUCAUCGUCCACGCUUUCGCAUGAAGUCGGCUGUCCCGGUCACGGCUUGCCUCAGAGACUGGCUGCAUACGAGGAGAUGUGGCGACGUGAAGAGACUGAGCUCUGGAGCUGGCUGGAAGACCGUGUUGGUAUGGAUGGAAUGGUUUUUCCAAACGUUUACCGAUCGCCCGAGCCACACCCAAGUCGAAGGUCAUCUGGAUUCAGUACAAGUGAUGAGCGUGAGCUCGCCGCACGGCUUCGGGACGAGAAGAUCUCUGACCAUGAGAUGGACCAUGCCCUCCGUACCACACGCCAACGUCUGGAUGUCCUUGAGGAGAUGAUGGGCAAACGCAAAGCCCAAUGGGAAGUCGAAGAACCAAUCAAGUCUGAAUUGUGA